GCUUUUCUUGACAUGUAUCCGAGAUCUGCUGCUACACACAACAGGCAACACAAAGAUUUUUCUCUGUGUGUAUGAUACAAUGAAAGAUAGAAAAUUAACACUCAGUUGAGCAAGAGAUCAUUAGAAACAGAGAAUAACCUUGAAUUAGGGAAGAAUUAAGGCAAUCAGUCAAGCCCUUUGCAAAUAAAUCACCCUGGCAUUUGCCUUAACUGAUUUAGGAAAAUUGCAGGAAGCCUACAUUUGGAUAUCUGCACUGGGGUUUGAACCAUUAUCUUUCAGAGCAGCUCCAGUACACUAAGCAGUGUGCCACCUCGCUUGGUGAUGCCAAGUAUUACUGUGAAAUGUAAUAUAGGGGAUUUAGCUAGUAGGGUAGUUGGCAACAUUGGCAUGUGGCUUUCAGGGAACAGAUUAAUGCUUAACUGCAAGAAAGUUCAAUAAAUACAGUUUCUGACACAGAACCCUAGUAAAAGUGGAGGUUUUUCACUUUCCUAAGGUGGUCAAAUAGCAGUAAAGUCAACUUCUAAAUCUACAACCUGCAGAUGACUGAAGUGCAUGGCAGAGGCUAUCAUCAGUUAUUAUGGUUUCUUCACAACCCAUUUGCAUAUGGAGCGUGAAAAGAAUGAGUGUUUAAAUGCCUCUGUGUGUGUUGUAAUUAAUCUAAUCUUGCACUCACGAUCCCUAUGGGAGCAAUACCUAAGGUGCUGCAGGACAUUCCUAGAUCCAUCAUUUCAUUUCAGGCCGAUUCUUGAAAGUUUGUAAGCAAGGCUUCUCCGGAUAGUUUACAUCUACGUUCAGGAGUCUACCAUUUCAGUUCCUUUUCAGCAUCUCUGUGACAAACUAAUGUGUGACCAUUCAUACUGCCCUUCUCUGUAUACCUUUAAUAUCCCCAAUUAGUCCUAUCUGGGAUGAGUCCCACACACUUGAGCAAUUUUACAGAAUAUUCUUUGUAGAUUAACUGUGCUUCCCCAGUAUUCUACCAAUAAAAUUAAGCCUACCAUCUGGUUUACUCACAACUGAAUCUAUGUGAUCAUUCCAUUUCAUAUUCCUACAAGAUGCUACAAACAAGUUUCAUAUGAGUAGGCCGAUUCUAGCUCAAUGCUAUUACAGUUUUGGAUACUACUUUAUUUCAUGUUGUGACACCUACAAUUGUACAUUUCUGAACAUUUAAAGCAAGUUUCCAAUACUUGCACCACUUUGAAACCUUAUAAAGCUCUGACUGAAUGUUUAUGCAACUUCUUUAAGACAAUACAUCAUAGGUAACUGCAUCAUCUACAUAAAGCCUGAUUUUAAUAUCACUACAGUCAGCAAAGUCACUAAUUUACAGCAUGAACAGCAAGGAUCCCAACAUGUUUCUCUAGCACACACCCAAAAGUUACUUCUGCAUCUGACGAUGACUCUCCAUCCAAGAUAAAAUGCUGCAUCUUCCCUACCAAAAUGUACCCAAUCCAGUAACGUAUUGCACUUGAUAGUUUAUGUGAUUGCACUUUUGACAAUAAGCACAGGUGUGGCACUCCGUCAAAUGCUUAUCGGAAAUCAAGAAAUAAGCACCUACCCGACUGCCUUGAUUCAAGGCUUUCAGUAAAUCAUGUGAGAAAAGUGCAAGUCGGGUUUGGGUUUCACAGAUCGAUGUUUUCAGAAUUCACACUGGUUGGCAGUGAGGAUGUCACUAAUCAAGAUACCUCGUUAUGAUUUAGCUCAUAAUAUGUUCCAAGAUUCUACAAUAAACUGAUGUUGAGGAUAUUGGGCAGUAAUUUUGUGGAUCACUUCUACUACCCUUCUUGUAAAUGGUUGUGAUCUGUGCUUUCUUCCAACUACUGAAAAUGGUUUUUUGUCUGAGGGAUGUUCCAACUAUUGAGCAUGGUUUUUUUGUUCAAGGGAUUUUUGACAGAUUAUAGUUAGAAGACGGUCGGUGACCUUUUGUAUCACUUCAAGAACAGUGUUGCCCAUUGUUCAGAUCUUGGAAAUUCGAACUCUGUCAUUUCUGUACAUGUAUAGUUCAUCAUAGUAUUUGUUGUUGACAAUACUAACUCAUUCAGAAAAAACUGGAAUAUGCAGCCAUUGUACACUAGAAAGAAAAACCAAAUGCACUUGGGUAACACUUCCUUAAGCACUGUGCAGAAUGGUGAGCACUUUUGGCAAGUUUAAUUUUCAAUGGGCUUCCAGUAGAAUUGAAAAACAAUGAUGAAAUUUAAGUAUUCAGUACAAACUAUUAUGCACACAAGUUCCUUGAAACAGUAUGCUACAUUUUUAUGUCACGUUAUUUAUUCACACUGUAUUGGAAUAGACAUGGGCUAUAUUCAGUGUCCUAUAUAGAGUGCUAGGUCCCAUGCACUGACCACUGCUGGACAAUGCCCAGCAACUCCAACUUCAGCAACGAGCCACUUCUGUACCCCCACUUCUGCAUGUCAACAACCUGGGACUCCAGCCAACGUCCAGUAAGCUACUCCAGUUUGACCCACAAACAUAACGUAGCCACUGAAUCGGUCACUGGCCUCUGUUAUAGAAAUUUCUAUGUUACACAUAAACCACAAAAACAUGGUCCUGUCGGCUGAGUCAGCAUCGGACACCUUCAUUUAGACCCAUGGAGACCAGGCUAUCGUUGUCAAACAGCUGGGCAGUAGUAUGACAUCCAGUCUGUGCUUGUCAGCAUCAUAUCGAAGACGCUGCUGUCACCGAGCCUCAAAUCUCUGGCCAUUGCCUUACCGCCCAGGUACCUGUGUAGCUCAGCACUCGGCAGCCUUCACGGAUGUACAAUGCAGGGUCCACUCCUCCUUGCCUCUGACAACAUUCUAAUGGGUGGCCCCUUCACCCUGUGUCAUUAGGGACAGAUACAGCCAGCCGUAUUCCCGGUGUCAGGCAGUCAACUAAGGACUGGCUAACACAGGACUCCACCAACUCUUAGCAGUGCCAGCAAUAGCACAUGGCCAGUGCUAUGGCCUACAUUUAUUUAUUUUAUUUAUCCAUCCGUUGACAACCAAUAUUGUAUGGAUGUUGUCAAGGGUACAUGUAAGCCAUUUCAAAGAAACGUGACACAAACAAUAUACAUGUAAAAAAGUACACAACAAAAUAAUACAAUGAAGUUAAUAAUAAUACAAUGAAAUUAAUAUAGCCUAUAUACAUCCCUGCCUGUUAUUUUAAAUGCAUAGUCUGUUUUUCAUAAGGCUUUAGUUUCGUCCUCCCUACACGGCAAGUCCUUAUAUACACAACACUGCUUAAGUAUACAUUUACAUCACACAACAGCCGUCAUUUAAGUAUGUAAAUGUAAGGAAUGAUUAGGUAAUGAAUGAUUAGGUACAGAUAGAGUAUUUUUCAUUUUGCCUUUAUCAUCAGAAAAAAAAUUACUGACCUACAUAGUCAUUUACAGAAUAAAAACAUUGCUCUACUAGAAAUUUUUUAAAUUCUGUUUUAAAUUUGCUAUCAUCUUCUAACUGCCUUAUGUUGACUGGCAGUGCGUUGUACAGUUUUGCACUAUUACGGGUAUUGUAGUUAUUAAAGUCGGCAUUUGUCUGAAAAUCUGCAAUGUGGGCCCUGACAUACAAUACACAUUUGUAUAUGUAUAAUGAUGGUAUAGUAAGUAUUAUAAGCUUUUUGAAUAUGGGUUUGCAGUGUGUCUGUGGAUGAGUGAGUUGUUAUUUGGAUGGCCCUCUUCUGCAACAAAAAAAUUUGUUUUAGGUACUCUGUUGUGGAACCCCAAAAUAUUAUUCCGUAUGUGGGAAGAGAUUGAAAAUAGCCGAAAUAUGCCAUUCUGGUACCCUUGAGGUUAGCGUAACAGGUGAUGAUAUAUUGAUGCAUUUGCCGUGCUUACCAUCUAAACUAGCGGCAUGAAAGACUAAUGUAUGUAAAUAAACAGCAACGACGGGUUUCUUAUAACCACAGGGUGGCUUCUCUGCUCUACCUUCUCACCUAUUUGGUGGAGAAUCACUCACCACACCUAGCCAUCCUACGUACCCUUUUAUAUUUUCUCAGAACUUUUUUUGCAUUUCAUUAAUGAUUCCAUUUUGAACAAACAUAGGUCUGUUAAUUAUCUGCCUCCAUGUCACCAACAUUGUUUAAAAUCUAUAUGCACAAGUCUUGCGACAUGGUCUCACAAAUGCAAUUUGAGGGGGUUAGGAAUUGAAGAUUGAGCUUAUUAACAUCACCUACUACUUGCUAAUGAUCAAAAAGUUAUAGCAAAAGAUGGUGAAGACCCAAAUUAUAAAUGUAAUCAAUUAGCAAUAGAAUACACACACUGGGGAUUGAAGAUUAAUUAUUAGAAAACAGAAUACCUCACUAACGAUUCAGAUGACUUACAUAUUGAGUAAAAGAGAAUUGAGAAGGUAAAUACUUUUUAUUUGGGAUCCAUUUUAGAAAUGGUGGGAAAAUCAGAUAUAGAAAUUAAUAAAAGAAUUAGCAGUGGAAGGAAGAUCAUUGGAAUGCUCGACUCAAUCUUUGUAGCAUAUAUAAAUUGAUACUAGAGAGCAUAGCUCUGUAUGUAAUGGACACAUGGACUACUAAACUGAAAUAUAUAAAACAAACUACAAGCAGUCUGAAAAGGACUUCUGGAGAAGAUCAGCAAAAAUUUCUAGAAAAGAGAAAAUAAGAAAUGACAAUAAAGAGAAUGGAAGUAAGAGAAGGAAUAUGUGACAUGAUGGAGAGAAGGAAGUUACAUGGUACGGGCAUGUAAGAAUGGAGGAAAAUUAUCCUCAAAUGGCAACCGGAGGGGAAACAAGAGAAGAGGUCACCCUAAGGCGACAUGGUUCCGAAAUGUACAAUAAAAAAAUGAGGAGAAUUAGUGCGGACGAAGACAUGCAAUAUUGAAACACGUAGGGGCAUCGUGUGGAGAUAAAUUACGAUCUUAUGUAACAGAUGUGAUAAUUUCUGGGUGUUAUGUUGGAGAAAAACCUUUGUAUAGAGGGAAAUCUAAAUAAAUAAACAAACAAAAUUAAUGAUUCCAUUUACAGAUUUUCUAAUCAGACUUCUAUAAAAUACAUAUCAACUCAUUUCAUGGCCAAGCUGUUUUGGCUUGCAUGGUACCAGAGAAACAGAUACGCCUAAAUGAAUGUGACUGAAAAGCUUUAUUCCUAAGAUAAUCAAUUUUGUGAAUUCUAUUUAAUCAGGGUUACAACUGGUAAAAACUCAUUACCAAUCAGUGUAAACAUCUUAAUGGGUAAGCUAUAUUUCACAUUGACAUCCAUAGUGCUUUAAACAUCUGUACAUCAUAGGACUUUGAGAAGUCUCCAGAAAUGGCUAAUUUUUGCUUAUUAAUCAACCACAUAUAUUCAGAUUUAACUAGUUUUAAACUCUAAGUGCAAUGCUUUACAAAAGAAACUGCAUGUUAUCAAAUUUGCCACCGACUAUUGGUUUUAAGAAAUCAAAGUAUGAUAUCCUUGCAACUGUGUUUCAAGUGCUCUCUAUGUCUCAACAAAUUAUUAGUAUCUGAUGUGUAUAAUAUUUAAGCAGCUAAAUAAGGCUAAAACAGGCGGUGUAGAUGCUUUAACGUUCAAAACUGUGCCAGCAGACCACAACUUUUGUUCGACUAGUAAACUGUGAGUAGAAACACUGAGCACUUGUUUCUUGUUCAUACGUCAGGUGAUUAAUACAGAUUACAGAAGCGUUUUCACGACGGUUUGACAUGUUUUAAACAUUAACUACCACUACAAAUUUCUCGUCUUCAUAUAUAUAUGCGAUAAUGCACUUCCGUGCCGUGGUUUCACUGGUGAAUUUAAAGUAUGCCUUUUUUAAUACUGUGAUUCGGAGAGAAGCAAAACGUGUUCUGUGUACAUACCGCUUUCAAACCAAUUAACUGAACAUUCAUGCAAGGUGAUUAGAGCAACCAUGGGGAUCUGAACACAUUCCUUCCUAACGCGGGGCCAUCGAUGUUUCGAAUAAUGAAUGUUUCACAACAUAGAGGUUUGAUGAAAGUUCUGGCUCCAGGUUGGUGACAUUCGCACGAAUUCGUUGUUUGUUAAUAGCUUUUCUGACUCUGCAUUAGUUAUCUUGACUUUUAAAUAAACUGCACACGAAAUGUCCGCAAAUACGCAUAAACGCAGAAAAAUUAUAUGGCUACCAUAGUACAUCUACAUGUAGUUCCAACCAUUAAAUCUAACGCAACCUGUCUAGUUAACUACAAUAUAAAAACUGUACCACUAGGCAACAAGACAUCAGGCCAUAUACCGGCCACAAUGCACAAGUAUAGAUCGCCCUAAAAAGUAAGAACGAGGUGAACAUGCAGAAGGGUUACGCGGGCACACAUGCAACACAUGACGAACAUAAAGCAAAUAAAUUUCCAUACGCAUUAGUCUCUUAACAUUUGUCGAUCAAUAACUAUUGCUACACCAGCAACAGAUACAAGUCAGUCACUAAAUGUGGUUGGUAAACAUGCAAAAAUAAUUGCCCCUUUAUGAUUAACGUGAUCUUUGACCAAAGAUAACUGCGGUUAUGAGAUGGUAGAACAUUGUUUAUGGGAAUAAAAGUGAUAGCGACGGAAAAGUUACUAUUUAAGUGUGAUAUAUUCCAAUGAUGUUGUAAAAAAAAAGUUUUCACAAUUGCAUGUUUUCGGUAUUGCUAUUCUUGCUUUGCAUCUUCGAGAAUGACUGAAUACAAACUGGUUGUUGUGGGUGCGGGUGGCGUUGGGAAAAGUGCAUUGACAAUUCAACUUAUACAAAAUCAUUUUGUGGACGAAUAUGAUCCUACAAUAGAAGAUUCUUAUCGGAAACAGGUUGUGAUUGACGGAGAGACGUGUUUGUUAGACAUAUUGGACACAGCAGGUCAAGAAGAAUAUAGUGCUAUGAGAGACCAAUAUAUGAGGACUGGUGAAGGUUUUCUUUUAGUUUUCGCAGUUAACAGUGCAAAAUCCUUUGAAGAUAUUGGAACUUAUCGCGAGCAGAUCAAAAGGGUUAAAGAUGCAGAAGAAGUCCCGAUGGUAUUAGUUGGGAAUAAGUGCGACCUACCAUCGUGGGUAGUUGAUACAAAUCAAGCACGCGAAAUAGCCAAGCAGUAUGGAAUCCCCUUCGUCGAAACAUCAGCAAAAACACGUAUGGGUGUUGACGACGCAUUCUAUACCCUUGUACGAGAAAUCAGAAAAGAUAAGGAGCACAGAGGACGAGAAAAACGAAAAAGAUUGAGAGGAACCCACAAAAAGAAGAGAUGCUGUUUGCUGUAGAGGUUUAAUCACUUUAACUUAUAACUAUAUUUCUUUUAAUAUUAAAAUUUUUCUAAUCUCGUUCCAUAAUUGCAUAUGAUGAGCAAUUAAUUCUUCUUUGCAUUUGCCAUGGUUGUUAGAAGCAUAAAAGCUGCUUAUACUUCAACUGUGAUUUCCUCUCAGCCGUUGUCCUUUUUUUUCUGUUUGCAAAGAAAAUAAAGAAGUUUCCCCAUGUGUUUCAAACCGAAAAACUGCCAAGGAAUGGGGAAAACUGAUGCUCACAUAUGUUUUGAUAAGAGAUUUUUUUUCAUUGUUAUUAUUAUAAAUACUUGCCUUCAUUGUAGAAUUUUAUGUUGUCAUCGAGAUCUUUUUAUUAUGUUAUUUAUACUGCCAGUAACUUUAGUGUUUACAUUUUCUGAAUAAACGAGUCAUGUUUGCAAUAACAUUUGGCAAAUGGUACUCCUGUUUGAAAGUCUUAAGCACAAAUUCCAGUGUAGCUGAUUUUGCAUCAUAUAUGAUGUGCACAAUUUAUAAUUUUUUUUAAACUCUGUGCUUCAAGGUACGUAAACUUUUACGUGUGUGUGUGUGUGUGUGUGUGUGUGUGUGUGUGUGUGUGAGAGAGAGAGAGAGAGAGAGAGAGAGAGAGAGAGAGAGAGAGGUCCUUUGUAAAUGUUUUCAAAUUCACGUUGCUGUGUACAGUUAUCAUUAUAAUUAUUUACAGUUCCCUUGUGAUACCUUUUGACAUUUAAUUUGUCUUGUAGUACAGUUAUGAAAAUUUUGUUCUUUUGUAAUUCUGGUCACUGCAGCAGAUGUUCACCUUUGUCAUUUUUUUAAAAGUAUGUUUCAUGAAAUGAAUAACUUGUGUACUGAGAGUUAUUGUGAAGUGACCAGGCUGAUGCUGAACAGAAGAAGUUACAAUCAGCGUAAAAGUGCUGGGAGACUUUGAGAUAUCUUGAUCACAAUUUUAUUAUUCCAGUACACCUCACAUGUUUCAACAUUACACCAUUGUCAGAGGCAAAUGCUUUAUGCCACUAUUACUGUGAAUCAGUAGUAACUUAUCCAAAUGGGUACCUGGUAUCUAGUCACCAUUCCUUCGUAACAAGCAAUUGCAAACUGAUAUUAAGCAUUUGCCUUUGAUUAUGACGUAAUAUUGAAAAGUGUAAUGCAUAUUGCAAUAGAGCCUAGUAAAAUUGUGGUCAAGACAUCUCAAAAUGUUAAAAUGAACAAUAUAAAUGAAAGAUUAAGUUGCUGUCUUAUUGAUAUGAAGAGAGUUAUCAAAUUGUGGAGCUGUACUAGUUAUAAGUCUUCUGAGAAAGGAUAUUGAGUGCACGAAGGAGACUGUAUCAGUAAUGAACAGGUUAUACAGCCAUUUUUUUAAAAAAAAUAUAUGUAUAUGCUUUAACUUGUGGAAACACUUAAAUUGAUGAACUUAAGUAGAUUAAGUACAGUUGUGUGAAAUUGAACAACUUUAAAUAAAUUUCAUUUUCAUGACUUCAACUGAAUAUAUAAGUUGAGUGGACAUGGUCAGACACAAGUAGGAUAAUUGUUUUAAUGAUAAAUGCCUUUUGGUAAUAUUGAUAUUAAAGCAAAUAACUUUUUAUUACUAUCUGAUGUCACAAGUGAACAUUUUCUAUUUGUCCAAAUGUUCUCUGUGUUACAAGGAAUUAUGUACUAUUAUAGUCCAAAGACACAAAUUCAGUUAAGUAGGUGUUUUUCAAUUAUAAAUUUAGUGUUUUUUAUUGCUGUGUUAUUACAAAUUUCACAAGUAUCUAUUGAUGUUGUUAAUAAAGCUUGAUUAAAAUUUUUGUUAGCAGUA
Messenger RNA from Schistocerca gregaria, 8936 nucleotides. Its product is annotated as GTPase HRas-like. The transcript has a single exon. Gene Ontology annotation, biological process: epidermal growth factor receptor signaling pathway; Ras protein signal transduction. NCBI's taxonomy places the organism in Eukaryota, Metazoa, Arthropoda, Insecta, Orthoptera, Acrididae. Gene Ontology annotation, cellular component: plasma membrane. The coding region runs from base 6569 to 7141 and encodes 190 amino acids. Gene Ontology annotation, molecular function: GDP binding; GTP binding; GTPase activity. The record is from RefSeq and is a predicted model, not a curated record.